This is a messenger RNA of Cydia pomonella (codling moth), 2730 nucleotides long. RefSeq lists its product as uncharacterized. Gene Ontology annotation, cellular component: chitin-based extracellular matrix. NCBI's taxonomy places the organism in Eukaryota, Metazoa, Arthropoda, Insecta, Lepidoptera, Tortricidae. The transcript has 11 exons. Gene Ontology annotation, molecular function: structural constituent of chitin-based larval cuticle. Bases 134 to 2659 code for a protein of 841 amino acids. The record is from RefSeq and is a predicted model, not a curated record.
CACAUAGCAAAUGAGACGAACUAGACAAGAGGUUCGUCUAUUUAAAAUAAGAUAUAAGAUAAAAUGGUAUAAAUAGGCUUUCGUCUUUGAAAUAGCACAUUCAGGGAGUUAAACCCCGUGUGUAACAACGAAAAUGCGCGGAUUAUUCGUUGUUUGUUUGUGCUUGGGCGUUGCCCUUGCUGCUGAAUUCCCUGGAAAGUUCCAGUUCAACUCAAAUGCCCGCCGAUUCAACAGCGGCGUGAGCGCCUCGGCGUCGGCCAGCUACAAUGGCCGCUACAACGCUGGUACCUACAACGACAACUCUGGACGCUACCGCGGCGACGUCAACUCUGGACGCUAUGUCGACAAUUCUGGACGCUACAACCCCGCUGCCGACAACUCGGGUCGCUACGUGCCCGAUGAUCUUGGAAAAUACAACGGUGACCGAGGCGACCGCGGUGGGGCCGGUGGUUUCUACAGCGGUUCCAGCGACCGUGGCGGUCCCGGAGGCUUCUACAAGGGCUCGAGCGACCGUGGCGACCGCGGCGGUCCCGGUGGCCAGUACACCGGUGACAGCAACAGUGGUUUCGGUGCUGGUGGUGCCGGUGGUGCUGGAAACGCCGGUGGCGCCAACAGCGCUAGCGCCUCAGCGUCUGCUGGCGCUGGCGGUUCCGCCAAGGCCUCCGCGUCCAGCGGCGUCGGCGGUGGCUCCAGGUUUGGCUCUGGUGUUGGCGUGAGCGGCAAGGCUGGCUCCACCUUCGGCUCCGGUGUUGGUGUAAGCGGCGUUGGUGUUAGCGGCGUCGGCGUGUCCAGCAGUGCUAGCGCUGGCUCCGGAAAGGCUUACAGCAGCGGCAACGCCGGCAACUACGAGUACAAAUACGGCAUCAUCCGUCAAGAGGGAGAAGUUGAACCUGAUGGCUACCACUACCUUUACGAGACCGAGAACAAAAUCCUAGCCGAAGAAGCCGGUAAGCUAGAAAAGGUUGACAGCGAAAACGACGCUAUAAGAGUCAAGGGAUUCUAUGAGUUCGUCGCCCCUGAUGGCAUCACCUACAGAGUCGACUACACCGCCGACGAAAACGGCUUCCAUCCCUCUGGCGCCCACAUCCCCAAGAUAUUUCUGCUGUCGUUACUAUCAAUCAGUCACUGUUCCCCGUUUGACGAUGGGAAAUACAAUCCGAAAAAAUAUCGUGUUUAUGACGACGGACGGUAUUAUCGGCCUUUAGGCGAAGGAAAAUACGUCAGAGGAGACGAGGGUAAAUACACGUACGUGUACAGACAAGGCCUGUAUCCCGAAGAUGACGGAGAUUACAGAUAUGUACACCAGGAGGGUCCAAACGGAGGUUUUGGGGGCAAUGGUGGAUUUGGAGGGAACGGAGGCUUUGGAGGCAAUGGAGGGUUUGGAGGCAAUGGAGGAUUUGGAGGAUUUGGAGGAAAUGGAUACGGAGGAGGAUACGGAAAUGGAGAUGGAUAUGGAAAUGGAGAUAGGUACGGCGACAGCAGCGAUCGAGAUGAUUCAUCAUAUAAGCCAAAUAAAAUCGAUUAUGGGGGAAAGAUUUACGCAGAGCGAUACCCUCAUAUCCACAAGAUCAUUAAGGCGCUGGUAAACCAGUACGUGUCUUCGGACUACAUCGGCUUCAGCGACGAGUUGCAGGGUAGCUCGGCGCACUACAACAAGAUGUUUGCAGAUAAGGAGGUGGCUGUCAAGUGCCACUACCUCUCGCCAACGCCACAGGCGAAUGCUUCGGAGUUCGUUACGCAGUACCCACCACGCUUUAAUUCUCUGCCUGGAGAUAAAUCAGGGUCCUUCUACAGCUUCAAAGGCACGAAGGUCCUGAGCACAGUCGCCAACUCUCGCCCGAGCAAGCUUAAUCUGGAGUACGAAGUGUUCAACCGAUUGUCAUUUAAACUGUAUCAUUCGAGUUAUUUCGCUCGGUUCAAGCGUUCUUUUGCUAACAUGAAGCUGAUUUUGUCCCUCGUGGUGAUCGCUGUACUCGGCCUCAGUGUAGCUGAGGACGAUGGCCAGUACAAGCCAGGGCUAUACGGGGAUGACGGCAAGUACCGUCCGGGCGACGAGGGACGCUAUUACGGAUCGCCUGACAGCAAGUACCGUGUGUACACAGCUUUAGACAAUAGGUACAGGAGCCUGAUCGGACGGAAUGGCAAAUACAAUUCGAUCUACACCGCGUACCAGCCAGUAUACGUGAAGGCGUACAAUCCGUACAAUCAACCGCUGCUCACCCCUUACGUCAACUAUGGAGACCAAAAUGGGCUCGAAGUAGAACCCUUCGCUUCAUCGCUAGCAACGGUGACCGCGCGCCCAUCAGUAGCGUCAGUGCCCGUCCUGCCAUCAGCUCGGCCCUUCGUCUACUCAGUGAAACCUAGGCCCUUAGCUUCCUACGCACCCGUGGUCUACUCAAGAUCAGGCUAUGAGCCCAGCGCAAAAAUCCUCAGACUAGAAAAUGACGUGGAUGUUGACGGAUACCAUUAUCUUUACGAAACGGAAAAUGGUAUCGCGGCUGAAGAAGCAGGGAAGGUUGAGCCAGCUGUAAACGGUGGAGGCACCAGAGCUAAGGGAUUCUAUGAAUAUAUUGGAGACGAUGGCGUCAAGUACCGCGUGGAUUACACGGCUGAUGAAAAUGGCUUCCGACCGAUUGGUGCUCAUUUGCCUAAAGCUUGAAUUUUCCUUGUCAAUGUUCCCAUUUGUUAAAUAAAUUGUUGCCGUGGAAUUAAUGUCAUUAUUAUUUUUAA